AUGGUGCUCACGCGUUUGCCCAAGGAGCUGUUGGAUGCAAUCUCUCGCUGUUUGACGGGUAAAGACAUCAAGAGCUUGAGACUGGCGUCCAAGUUAUUCUCCGACAUACCUUUACCGCUCUCUAGGGUUUUCAUAAGCGCGAAUCCGAUAGACAUUGAAGUUUUUCGCUCCAUCGCGGAUCAUGAGACCUACAGGCAUGGUGUGAAAGAGAUUAUCUGGGAUGAGGCCCGAUUCGGCAACCCUCGUUCUGGAUGUGAAGGUUAUGAAUUGGAGUCCCGCGAGGCACCCUGUGAAUACAGACACGCUUGCAAAGAGAACAUGCAUGAGAUAUUGAACAGGCGAGCCAUGUACGCUAUCCAUUUUCCCUUUGAAAAAGCCAUAGACGAGCAAGUAAAGGCUCAAAUGCCUGUAUUUGAAUCAUGGCUGCUCUAUUGCGAGUAUGCAGACCAGCAAAACGAGGUUUUGGAAAACGGUAGCGAUAUCAAAGCAUUUGAAUACGGCCUAGAACGCUUCCCGGCUCUCGAGAGAAUCACGUUGACCCCAGCAGCUCAUGGAAUACUAUUCAACCCAUUGUACAAGACACCGAUGCUUCGAUCGCUUCCAUAUGGCUUCAACUACAAUAUUCCGCGCGGUUGGCCGGGCACCUACUCUUAUGCGAGAUGCGAGCCGUGGGAAACCGAGGCUGAAAAAGAGCAAUGGCGAGGCUUUCGAGAAGUCAUUCGUUGCCUCGCGGAUAACAAAGCGCUGUCGGUAAAGGAGCUUGUUCUCGACGUCCAUCAGCUGCCAACAGGCUUGACCUGCCACUUUUUUGACCAUGCCUGCCCAGAAUACGACCAACUAGUCGCUGUUCUCCGCAGACCUGGUUUCCGCCGCUUCGAUCUCGCUCUUACCGCUGGCGGACAGCCCAGUUCCGACUGGGAGUCGUUUCGGAAUGGACGCAUGCGACGUGCAUUGGCAGAGGCAUCGGAGGAUUUAGAACACUUUCAUCUGAGAACAGAUCAGGGAGAUUUACCAGGCGUAAAUCGCGAGCUGGAUAACAAUGGAAUAUCUUACCACUUCACCCCCCUCCUCGAUAUCUUGCCCAUAGAGCGGUGGCCGAAGCUCCGGCACUUUGGGCUAUCAAAAUUCCUUGUGCGGCAAGAUGAUGUAAUGUCUCUCUUGAAGGCACUGCCAGUCACUAUCCGGACCGUUGAGCUCAGUUUUUUGUGCUUUUUAAACGACGGUGACAGCUACAAAGCUUUGCUGGACGAGAUGCGCGACAGUCUGGAUUGGCACACUAGAGAUGCCGCACUUCGCCCCAAAGUCAAGAUUGGCUUGGAUGUCUCUCGUUUCGCUGUAGUUCAUGGCCGAGCAAUUUGGCUUGAAAGAGAAGUGGACUCGUUUUUGUACGAAGGGGGGCCCUGCUUGUUUCCGAGGGAGGAUCGUCCAGAUGAUGCGAAGCCCGGAGAUGGUGGUACAAUACGGGAUGAAUUCCAGCCUGAGAUUGACAGCCCAUGGGCCGAUUGCCCCAUCUGGGACUACAAUGACGAACAAGGACGUUUGCGGGCCCGCGCUGAAAAGGGGGGAAAUCCCGACGUACAAGCAGCCUUGGAUGCCUUGGAUGCCUUGGAUGCCUUGGAUUACGAGGACUGA
Trichoderma gamsii is the source of this 1632-nucleotide messenger RNA. RefSeq lists its product as hypothetical. NCBI's taxonomy places the organism in Eukaryota, Fungi, Ascomycota, Sordariomycetes, Hypocreales, Hypocreaceae. The transcript has a single exon. The record is from RefSeq and is a predicted model, not a curated record. Bases 1 to 1632 code for a protein of 543 amino acids. Gene Ontology annotation, molecular function: protein binding.